CAAACAACAUGCUCCACCCCCCGCAACAUUUCUCGCCAUUUGUCAUGCCAGCUGCCAAGGACAGGCGGUGCUGCAAUUAGUUUUAAAUACUUAGUUGGUAAAUUGCAAAUCGUAAACAACAAUCACGCCCACGCUGUACGUUCCGGAGGUGGUGUUCGAGAGACUCGAGUGUCCGUCCAGUGAUAGUUUGGCCAUGCCACAGGGCGAAACAUUCCAUCGGGCUGUCUCGAAAGUUCUUUUCAUUUCACAAAUCUAUGGACUGCUGCCUGUCAGCAAUGUACGCGCCUUGGAUGUUGAGGAUAUUCGCUAUCGUUGGCUCUCCCCACGCAUCUUCUACUCUGCACUCAUCAUAGCAAUGAAUAUCUGUGAAUUUGGAGCCGUUUUGAAUUAUGUGGGCCAGGUGGCAAUCAAUUUUCACAACUCCAGCACGCUGUCGCUGUAUGUUGUCUGCCUUUUGGAGCACUUUUUCUUCUGGCGACUGGCUGUCCAGUGGCCCAGCAUCAUGCGAACGUGGCAUAGUGUGGAGCAGCUCUUUCUGCGCGUACCCUAUCGCUUCUAUGGCGAGUACAGGAUGAAGAGACGCAUCUACAUUGUGUUUUCAGUGGUCAUGCUAUCAGCUUUGGCGGAACACUGUCUGCUGCUCACAAACUCCUUUCAUCUCAGCAACAUGGAGCGCACUCAGUGCAAGAUCAAUGUCACCUAUUUGGAGAGCAUCUACAGAUGGGAGCGACCACAUCUCUACAUGAUUCUGCCAUAUCACAUGUGGAUGCUUCCCUUUUUGGAGUGGAUCAACGAAACCAUUGCCUAUCCCCGCUCCUUUACCGACUGCUUUAUCAUGUGCAUUGGCAUUGGCCUGGCCGCACGUUUCCAUCAACUCUAUCGACGAAUCGCUGCUGUUCACAGGAAGGUCAUGCCAGCUGUCUUCUGGACUGAAGUGCGUGAGCAUUAUCUGGCACUCAAGCGCCUGGUGCGUCUCCUGGAUGCCGCCAUUGCACCGCUAGUGCUGCUGGCAUUUGGCAAUAACAUGUCCUUCAUAUGCUUUCAACUGUUUAACAGUUUCAAAAACAUUGGCGUGGACUUUAUGGUGAUGCUGGCCUUUUGGUAUUCCCUGGUCUUUGCCGUUGUACGCACUCUGCUGACCAUUUUUGUUGCCUCUUCAAUUAAUGAUAUUGAGAGGAAGAUUGUUACGGCACUGCGGGAUGUCCCUAGCAGGGCAUGGUCCAUUGAGGUUCAGCGUUUCAGCGAGCAAUUGGGUAACGACAUGACAGCCCUGUCCGGCAGUGGCUUCUUCUACCUCACACGCUCACUUGUACUGGCUAUGGGCACCACCAUCAUCACGUACGAGCUGAUGAUAUCGGAUGUGAUCAACCAGGGCGGCAUCAGGCAAAAGACUCAAUACUGUAGAGAAUUCUAAGCUAUAAAUUUGAUAAAUUCAAGAGCACGAUUAGCCAUAAGUGUCACACAGCCCCAUGCAAUGCACCAGCAGCACAGCUAUUGAGAUUAUAAUCUGCGAAAUACAAGGCUAAAUAUAUAAACGAAAGGCAACCGCCCACUUGUUUGUGGUCCUGGGACACGCUCUAAAUCAUUUUCCACUCAAC
Molecule: messenger RNA, 1598 nt
Organism: Drosophila subobscura
Lineage: Eukaryota; Metazoa; Arthropoda; Insecta; Diptera; Drosophilidae
Gene: Gr64b
Product: gustatory receptor for sugar taste 64b
Exons: 5
Coding region: 194-1414 (406 amino acids)
Biological process (GO): detection of chemical stimulus involved in sensory perception of taste; sensory perception of sweet taste
Cellular component (GO): membrane
Molecular function (GO): sweet taste receptor activity
Source: RefSeq, a predicted model, not a curated record